Molecule: messenger RNA, 1893 nt
Organism: Closterium sp. Naga37s-1
Lineage: Eukaryota; Viridiplantae; Streptophyta; Zygnematophyceae; Desmidiales; Closteriaceae
Source: the annotation of a GenBank genome assembly
AUGGGCCUGGUAGCAGAAGCGCAAGCGCUCACGUUGAAGCUGGAGCGAGCAGCAGAUGAUCCGGCGGAGGGUUCGGAGACUGCUGACCAGGUUGCUGACAUCAUUGAUACCGCUGGCCCUGCGUCGCCUGCCGUUCCUUCCGCUCCUGUAAUAAAAGCAUGUCCUGCAGCAGCCGCCGCCGCCCCGCCCGCCACAUUUGUCGCGAUGCAGCGACGGUCCGCCACGAGCCGCGCCGUGCACAACGCCGCCCGGCGCGACGACGUAGAGGAGCUUCGAGCGCUGCUGGCGGAAAACCCGGAGCUGAUUAACGCGCGGUCGAGCCUGACGUGCCAAACCCCCCUGCACGAGGCGGCGGCGGAGGAUGCGGCGGAGGCGAUUCGUCUGCUUCUCUCGGUCGGGCGACCGCUCUCAAAAGCGGCGAUUAGCCGCGCGGACGGGGAGACGAGAGAGGACGCAUCAGGCGCGGUUCCCGCAGACGUCGAGGCGCGUAAUAUGUUCGGCGAGACUCCGCUGCACAUCGCCGCCAAGAUCGGCAGCGCGAGGAGCGUCAGGGCGUUGCUCGAGGGCGGCGCGGCCGUGAACGCCGCUGCUUCGAACCUCGCCACGCCGCUCCAUCUCGCCGUCUGGGCGGCAGUCAACACUGCUGACGUGGGUGAUGCUCCGGCUGGAUCGGGCCAGCCGAAGAUUCUGGAAGUGGUGGAGCUGCUGCUGCAGCACGGUGCUGACGUGGCAACGCAGGACAAGGACGGCAACUCCCCAUUGAGUCACAUUCAAUUAGGCACCUCUUCCGCUACAAGCACCAGCAACAACAGCAGCAUCCGCGCCUCCCUUCGGCGAAUCCUCGACCGCCACGUGGCACUCCACGCUCCCUCCCCUUCUUCGUCCCAAACCUCCCCCGCCUCCGCAUUCGCCGUCAUGCAAACGCUGGAAAACGAGUUAUCCUCGUUAAUAGGUCUCCCCCUAUUGAAGCAGCAGCUGCGCGUGUGGGCGAAGGGCUUAGUCUUGGACCAGAAGCGGCGGGAAUUGGGAAUCCGCGUGCAGCCGCGCAAACCUCCGCACAUGGCUUUCCUAGGCUCCCCGGGUACAGGGAAGACCACCGUUGCGCGCGUGCUUGCGCGGCUGUUGAAUUUAGUGGGUGUUUUACCCAUGGAUAAGGUGGUUGAGGUUCAGCGGACGGAUUUGGUGGGCGAGUUUGUCGGGCACACGGGCCCGAAAACGCGGAGGAAAAUUCUGGAGGCGGCUGGGGGGAUUCUUUUUGUCGACGAGGCGUACCGGUUGGUGCCGCAGCAACGGUCAGAUGAAAAAGACUAUGGUGCGGAGGCAUUGGAAGAGAUCAUGUCGGUGAUGGACUCGGGCAGUGUUGUUGUGAUUUUCGCUGGCUAUGCUGAGCCGAUGAAGCGGGUCUUCGCAGUGAAUGAGGGAUUUCAGCGGCGUGUGUCGCGUGUAUUCGUGUUUGACGAUCUCUCUCCACUCGACAUUGCCCAAGUCAUAUUGCUGAAAAUGAAGCAGGCGGCUGGGGAAGCUACUAGCGGAGAUGAGAGUGAUGGUGACUGUGCUAUCUGCAGUAGCAGCAGCAGUGGUAGCGGAAGUGACCAUGGAGCAGGAGCCAGUGGCAGCAGCAACAGUGACUAUAGUGAAGCCAGUCGGCAGUCGCCCCUUGCAGGAUUCAGGUUGCAUCCCAGCAUAACUCCAUCGUCCCUAGCAGCUGUUAUCACCCGAUCAACCACAGAGGAGCAGCGAAGGCAGAGGAACGGUGGGAUGGCGCUGCCUGUGCUAAUGGACGCUCGGGAUCGACUGGACGAGCGGCUAGAUCUUGACUGCUGCGACAUGGACGAGCUUGUGACUAUAACGAUGGAAGACAUUGAGGCAGCUCUGUCAAACAUUCCUCAAUAA